ACCGUCGAAGGAGUCAUCGCUUCACGCCAACGUUACCUGCCAGUGAUCAUUUUAAGUUGAUGAAGAUAGUUUCGGUGGGUUUGAAGUUGAAACUUUUUAUGGAUCUCGCAGUUAACCGUUGCUCUGUCUGUCAGCGUAAAAACCGGAAGGGGAGGAACUUUUCUGGCAUUUCGCUCUUCCGUCUCUCGCCGAUUUCCUAACUCUAAUCCGGCGAUUACGCUUUCUGGGACUCGGUGGACCAAGGGGACCCGAACAUGUAUCGGUAUUUGGCACAGUUUGGGAGACGGGGAGCGAGCAGUGUCCUGGCCGCUGAGUCCGCGCUGCCGGCGAGCGCGUCUCUACCGCGGCUCCGCGGCUACAGUCAGGCCGUGGACCAGGACGACGACCCCAACUUCUUCACCAUGGUGGAAGGCUUCUUCGACCGCGGCGCCGAGAUCGUGGAGGACAAGCUGGUGGAGAACCUGAAGACCCGGGAGGACCCCGAGCAGAAACGGAAGCGGGUCCGCGGGAUCUUGCGGAUCAUCAAACCGUGUAACCACGUCCUGAGUGUCAGCUUCCCGAUCCGGAGGGACAACGGCGAGUGGGAGGUGAUCGACGGCUACCGGGCCCAGCACAGCCAGCACCGAACCCCGUGUAAGGGAGGAAUCCGUUACAGCACAGACGUGUCUAUGGACGAGGUCAAAGCCCUGGCGUCGCUGAUGACCUACAAAUGUGCCGUCGUAGAUGUGCCGUUUGGUGGAGCCAAAGCUGGAGUCAAAAUCAACCCGAAAAAAUACUCUGACACUGAGCUGGAGAAAAUCACCAGGAGGUUCACCAUCGAGCUUUCUAAGAAAGGCUUCAUCGGACCUGGGAUUGAUGUUCCGGCUCCGGACAUGAGCACCGGUGAGAGGGAGAUGUCCUGGAUUGCCGACACCUUCGCCACGACCAUGGGACACUAUGACAUCAACGCUCACGCCUGCGUCACCGGAAAACCCAUCAGUCAGGGAGGAAUCCACGGUCGGAUCUCGGCCACAGGUCGAGGGGUUUUUCAUGGCAUUGAGAACUUCAUCAACGAAGCAGCCUAUAUGAGCCAGCUGGGCAUGUAUCCCGGCUUCCAGGACAAGACCUUCAUCAUCCAGGGUUUUGGUAACGUCGGUCUGCACACCAUGCGAUACCUCCAUCGUUUUGGAGCCAAAUGUGUUGGAGUUGGAGAACUGGACGGAAACAUCUGGAACCCCAGAGGCAUUGAUCCGAAAGAGCUGGAGAACUACAAACUGGCCAACGGCACAAUUGUCGGCUUCCCGGACUCGACACCAUACGAAGAUAACAUCCUUGAGGCUGAAUGCGACAUCUUGAUUCCUGCCGCCAGCGAGAAACAGCUGACAAAGAACAACGCCCACAAGAUCAAAGCCAAGAUCGUGGCGGAGGGCGCUAAUGGUCCGACCACGCCGGAAGCCGACCGCAUUUUCCUGGAGCGAAACAUCAUGGUGAUUCCGGACUUGUACUUGAACGCCGGCGGUGUGACGGUGUCCUACUUCGAGUGGUUGAAGAACUUGAAUCAUGUCAGUUAUGGACGGCUCACCUUCAAAUACGAGCGGGAUUCAAACUACCACCUGCUGAUGUCGGUGCAGGAGAGUUUGGAGAGCAAAUUUGGCAAACACGGCGGUGCCAUUCCCAUCGUCCCCACCUCAGAGUUCCAGGCCAGAAUCGCUGGAGCAUCUGAGAAAGACAUCGUCCACUCAGGACUGGCCUUCACCAUGGAGCGCUCUGCCCGGCAAAUCAUGAGAACUGCGAGCAAGUACAAUCUGGGUUUGGACCUGCGGACGGCGGCGUACGUUAACGCCAUUGAGAAGGUGUUCAAGGUUUACAGCGAGGCCGGCCUCAUCUUCACAUAGAUGCCUCAGCGCCCUCUGUCUGUCUGUCUGUCUGUCUGUGUCUGGGUGCAGGAUUUCCUCAGUGUAAAUUUACUGUAAUAUUCACAUCCUCUUGGUGUUUUUGCUGUAAACGCUCUUUGGCGCCGUUGUCUUUGCGGUUUUCCACACGUCUCCUGAGAAAAUAAAAUCCAAAAUGAUGCAGUCAGAAGCUUUAAUACGUGAACAAACGCGCCGAGCCGCUUCUUCUGUCAGCAAAAUGGGCGGGGCUAGACGUUUGUUGAGGUCAUACAGCAGCUGCUGAAGGUCACAUUAAUAUUUAGUAAAACGGUGCUUUUUAAAACCAAAGGAAAAGUAAUAUUCACAAGACAAUCAAAAUUAAAUAAGCAUGCAAUGUUGUGCAAAAAUCUUAGGCACACCGAAGCUCAUUUCAUAUAUAAUCUAUAAAAAGCUGCUAAAUGUCUUAUUACCAGUGCCUUAAUUAAAAUGUGCAGAAAAUAAUUCACCUUGUUUCCUGAUCAGGAAAUCAGUUUGAAUUGAAUCAUUUUAUUAUUGUCUGAUCAGAAACUGUUCAUAUUGUUGCGUUCUGAUAUUUCACCUAAAAACAAAACAAGUAUUUUACUUUUAAAGAAGCUUUUUCAUUUUGUUCAUUAGAUUGUUUAAUGAAAAAAAAAAUCUUUACAAUAUUUAACAAAAAGAAAAUCACUCAGAUUAGUUUAUUUCUCAACUUCUUCAAAGAUUUUGACCAAUCAUGUCUCAGACAGCGAAAAACCUGUUUAAAUUUUUGUUUUGACGUGUUAAAGCUGAUAAAAUGGUGGGGGGGGGGGGGGGGUACUGUUACCAAACGUCAGUGGCGCCUAAAACUUUUGCACACUUGAAGCGGACGAUGCAACAACGUUAAAACUGAACGUCUCUUAGUUUCUUUAAAUCAGUCAUGCACAAAAGCAAAGAUGUAGUCGUUAACGGGAGUGAGUGUGGAGUAAGAUUUGUUUUCACGUUAGCAUUUUGCCAAAAUAUUGUUUAUUUUCAUGUUUAAUAAAAAUGCAGCUGCUUGUUUUUGUUUUUGAUGCUUUAUUUCAUGUUUGGACACAAACAUUUUGAAAAUUUACAUUUGCUUUCGAAGUUUCUGUUAAAAUUGGGAGAGUUGCUAUAUCGCCCCCUGGUGUGGAUCCCUGUGAUUCGACGGCUCACAGGGAUCCACACCAGGGGGCGAUAUAGCAACUCCAACAGUAAUGAUGUCCACUCAUCAAUGCGUUUGUUCGAGGCACUAAAGUUGUUGCUGCCCCGUUUGACUCGACAUAAAGAUGUAGCAGAAAAAUUGAACUGCUAACUGGUCUGUUAGUUUUCGAGGUCUGUUUCCAGCUGAAAUAUCUUAAACUCUUUGGGUGCCAUCAGCGGCUGGAAAAUCUCUCUCAUGUCAGUUUGUUGGUUCUUUAAGCGUCCAAUCUUUUGUCCCGUUUCUAAUUGCUGAGAUGUCACAGACAGUCCUCCAUGAAAAAGAAAGUGCCCUCGGAGGCAGUGGGAUGCGCAGGGAUGCUAACAUUCAGUUUCAUUGGCGAUGACGCUGUCUGUAUUUAUGCUAUCAUUUGUUUUUAAAAAAAUGUCACAAAAUGAUCAUUUUCGUGGAUUCCAAAAAUACUUUUUCAUGUUGGGUGUUUUGACCAAAUGGCCCAAAAUUUAGAAAUAUUUUAGUCGAUCCCAACUUUAAUUAAUUUAAAACCAGUUUAACUGAUUUUAAAAAUGUUUUGAUGAUGGGUGGUAACAUUAAUAGCAAUAAUAAUAAUUAUUACUAUUUAUAGAGGACUUUAUUAGAAAUCAAAGCACUAAACAAAACAAACUAAUAAUAAAAGAAUGAAUGGCAAAAAUAACAAAAAGUCCACUACAACACUGCAUAAAAAUCCCAUAUUAGAGCUGAAAAUACAGAAAAAAGGUGACUUCUACUGUAUUAUCCAGAGUGUAAGUCAUGCCUUUUUUCAUUAUUAUUAUUAUUAUUAUUAUUUGCAUUUGCAUUAAAAAGUAUUUUUGGCAUUUUUGUUGUUUUAGUAGUUUGUUUGGUUCAGUACUUCGAUUUCUGGGAAAGUCUGAUAUAAAUGUUUUGGGGUUUUUUUGUUUGUUUUUUUGCCGUUCUGCACUGUGCGCUUCUGAGCAACAAACGGCUCUUCAGUCACAGAUGAUGCAGUUUGCCGCUCGUGUCACAGGUGUCGCAGAGACUUUGUUCGUGUGUCUCUUUCAUGCACGUACACUCAUUUUUGGAGGGCGGCUCUGGAUUUGUCGCCGUGGUUUAGAAUCUCAUUAUCUCUCAUCGUCAGCGGAUUAAAGACAUUGAAGGUGUCAGUUUAGUGCCUUAUUAAACAUUCAGACAGGAUGUUGGUUCAACACUUUAAAAUGUUUUGUUCUGGACUUAAAACUGUUAAGAAGUGGAUUUUCUCAAAGCAGAAAAGGAGCAAAACCAGUUUACUUCAAAUGUAAUCAAUUUAAGUGGAUUUUAAAUCUGUUGUUGGAUUGGAGUUUAAAACUGGUUUAAAACACAUGAUAGAGGAGUUCGGAACUAGAUCAAAGCCAGUUUAAGAUCACGGGUCGUGUUCUGACCGGAUUUCAAAAGAUCGGCAUCAGGAUGGCUCAGCCUUCUGAUGUUUAAUCUUUGACCUUACAGAUGUGGGUACUCUGAGUGCACUUCCAGUUCCUGAUCAGAGGUCUAAAAAGAGGUUUUAAAAAAAAAAAUAAAAUCACUGAUGUCAUUGAUCAGUGAUCAGUAAGAUGUUCAGUGUUAUAAACAAGUCAAACUGUUUCCUGAGCUGUAAAACAUCAUUUGAAUUGUAAAAGGUAUUCUCAGAGAAUGUGAGGAGAAAAAAUUCUUUCUAUAUGCUUUUUUCUUGAGAUUAAAAAUGUUCAAGCCAAAUAAAGUACAGAAAAUAAAAUCACAUUUUCAUGAA
Molecule: messenger RNA, 4783 nt
Organism: Thalassophryne amazonica
Lineage: Eukaryota; Metazoa; Chordata; Actinopteri; Batrachoidiformes; Batrachoididae
Gene: glud1a
Product: glutamate dehydrogenase 1a
Exons: 13
Coding region: 255-1874 (539 amino acids)
Biological process (GO): L-glutamate catabolic process
Cellular component (GO): mitochondrion
Molecular function (GO): L-glutamate dehydrogenase (NAD+) activity
Source: RefSeq, a predicted model, not a curated record